Nymphaea colorata (pocket water lily) is the source of this 1377-nucleotide messenger RNA. RefSeq names its product auxin-responsive protein IAA31-like. The record is from RefSeq and is a predicted model, not a curated record. Gene Ontology annotation, cellular component: nucleus. Bases 46 to 666 code for a protein of 206 amino acids. The transcript is spliced from 5 exons. Gene Ontology annotation, molecular function: protein binding. Lineage: Eukaryota; Viridiplantae; Streptophyta; Magnoliopsida; Nymphaeales; Nymphaeaceae. Gene Ontology annotation, biological process: regulation of DNA-templated transcription.
CUCCCUCAUCAUCCCCCGCUCUUCAUCUGAUGAUCUUCCUCGAAAAUGGAGCUCGAACUUGCCCUUGGUCUUCCCAGUCAUGUCGGUUUCGAAAGAGGCAAUUCCAGGAAGCGCGACUCUUCGUGUGGUGGAGAGAGCCUUCUUGAUCUUAAUUGUACGUGCGAAUUUGAAAGCUCGAGUCACGGGUUCUCUUAUAGCCAAAGAAACGCCACCCGUGAAGCGAUGGAUGAUGAAGCCUGCUCGGAAGCUAGGACAUUGCCGCUUGUCUGUGAAGAUGGUUCCACAAGAAGCCAGAUCGUAGGCUGGCCGCCCGUAAAAUCAUGCAUGAAUUCGCCGCCGGAGGAGGCGGUCUGCAGCUCAUGGGUUGAGCCGAGGGAGGAGGAGAGUUCGACGUAUGUGAAGGUGAACAUGGAAGGCGUCGCCAUUGGCAGGAAAGUGGACCUGAACAUUCACCAGGGCUAUCACACCCUUCUCAACACAUUGGCCGACAUGUUCGGCGAAGAGCAAAGAUGCAGGAAGCAGCAGAUGAACGGCGUCGGCUGGAAGUCUACCUACACGCUCACCUACAAAGACGGGGAGGGCGACUGGUUGCUCGUAGGGGACGUUCCAUGGGACAUCUUCGUCCGGUCCGCCAAGCGACUCAAGAUCCGCAGAAACGGCUUCUAGAAGGAAGAUUCAGAGCAUCUACCUUCUGAUGAUAUAACUAGUCAAUUCACUGCUGAAGCAAGUUGUUGCAUGGUAGUGCAUGUGUACGCUGUAUGUAUGUAAAUUAUCGAUGCAUGACUUGAUCAUGGUCAUGCGUUUUUAUUUGCUUUCCUUGUAGACCUGUAACUUAGAUCGUAGAACGCGUGUCUGAGAGUAAAUGACAGCCAAGCGUUCGAGCCAUUUCUAUCAACGAUGAUAACCCCUUUGCGGCUAAGAGUCGAGAAUUGCAUUGAAAUUGAAUGGGCAUACGAUAUUAGCCAUAAUCCUUCGCUCUUUGAGGGAUUAGCCGACUUGGUGGGUGGGUCAUCCUGAGGCCGGAGGAGCUGCAAAUUCACGUGGCUUACCUUGUGGAAGGGUUCCCUACUCUAUGCUUAGGCUCGUGAGUUGAAAUCUGAUUCACAAUGCAAAGAUGCUCACGGGUGUAGCGCAAGGGCCGAAUAAAAUUGAGAUAAGGGAACAGAUGUCAAUGCACAAAGGGCUGUGCGCGAUACACGCUAGUGCAAGUAAUCACAUCUCUCGUGAAAUUCAUCCAACUCGAUGGGACGUAACGUGAACGGCUCAUCCUGUGGCUGGUUACUGAAAAAGGUGAUCCAUAAGGACUGUUGAAAGAAAGUGAGUGGCUCAGCAAGUUUGUAAGGUGCAUGUGAUGCACAGUAUUUUAAAGUCGAACAA